Messenger RNA from Fundulus heteroclitus (mummichog), 5902 nucleotides. Its product is annotated as serine/threonine-protein kinase DCLK2. Gene Ontology annotation, cellular component: microtubule cytoskeleton. Lineage: Eukaryota; Metazoa; Chordata; Actinopteri; Cyprinodontiformes; Fundulidae. The record is from RefSeq and is a predicted model, not a curated record. The transcript is spliced from 16 exons. Gene Ontology annotation, biological process: intracellular signal transduction; protein phosphorylation. Gene Ontology annotation, molecular function: protein kinase activity; ATP binding. Bases 977 to 3157 code for a protein of 726 amino acids.
CCCCCGUUCAGCCGCGGAGAGCACGGCGCGGUGGGCGGGGUGGAUCCAGCCGGUGUCUCCUCUCUGCCGCAGCGGCCAUGCUGCUGUCCGCCGCCUCUCUCCGCGCAUCCCGCUCCGGCUCCGCAGGUGAAACCAGCCGCCGGGGUUGUUGACGCACAGGCCCGGUGCGCCUGGGCUCGGCCGCAGCGGCUUUACCCCCCGAACCGGAUCCGAGGCGAACGGCCCGGAACGCGGCGGCGGCGGCGGUGACGGAGAGGGAGGGGAGGAAGGAGGAAGAGGAGAAAGCCUCCUUAGCAACAAACCGGUUUGACGGCAUUAUUGGGAUGGACGGGUCGCUGAGGACUCUGGAGGAUUAAACUGUGGCCUGAGACACAACGAAAUGGCCCCAAAACGUACCGGAUCACAGGGAUAAUGGUUUAUUGAUUCGGGUUUUAAAGCCGGGCUGGUUGCUCUUGGCCUCUACAGCGACUCGUUCUUUUGUAAAGCCAGACAUCAGGGGUUACGGUGGGGUCACUGAGACUGCAGUGAAGUGGCCUCGGGGACACGGACAGACCAUCGAGCAAGGCAUUGACUACAGGGGGUCUAAAAUGUCACGGUUUUAGAUCGGCUUCAGCUUGUUGCAGUGGAGAAAGGUCCUUUUUUAAGGUCUAACGGCACCACUCUGGUAGCAGACCACUGGAUCUACACUGAGCCCUGAGGUGAAGAUAAUCCUGGACUACGUCUGUCACAGCUGUUUCAUUGGACCGGAAUUAGUGACUCUUUACUACAACUUGAUUUUGUCAUUCUUGGUACGUUUUGAGGACUUAAGGGGACUGCCUUGAAUGGGAUCAUCAUGAGGAACGUCUGAACCUCACAUGUUUUAUGAGUAACUGGCCUCUGGGUUUUGGACCGCUCGCCAAGGAUCAGCUCGUUCAAUCCACCGGGAUAUGAAUCUUGAAUUGGGCGAACUCUGAGUGCUACUGGAAGCUCAUCCGCCAUGUCUCUGAGUAAGACCCUCGAGUUGGAGCAUUUCGACGAACGCAACAAGGUCCGCCGGGGACGCUCCACCCGACCCAAGAGAGAUGACUCCACCGCCAGCGGCGGGGGGUCUGGACCCAGUUCCAGGGGCAGCAGCCUGGUUCCCAGUCCCGCCCACAGUGCCAACUGCAGCUACUACAGGACCCGCACCCUGCAGGCCCUCACCUCAGAGAAGCGAGCCAAGAAGGUCCGGUUCUAUCGCAACGGGGACCGGUACUUUAAGGGCCUGGUGUAUGCCGUCUCUAGUGACAGGUUCCGGUCGUACGACGCUCUGCUGAUGGAGCUGACUCGGUCACUGGCAGACAACCUUCAUCUGCCCCAAGGAGUUCGUUCGAUCUACACCAUAGAUGGCAGCAAGAAGAUCACCAGCAUGGACGAGCUGGUGGAAGGCGAGUGCUACGUUUGUGCCUCAAACGAGCCUUACCGGAAGGUCGACUACACGAAGAUCUCCGUGCCGAGCUGGAAGCCCGGCGCCAGCUCCGGGACCGGCGCGUCCGCCACCGGUCGGACCGCGACCGCCUCCGCCGGGGUGUCGACGAGCACCGCUGCCGUCUCAAAGGAACGGCCCGAGAGCAGGGAGGGCAGGGAGAGCAAAGAGUUCAUCAAACCCAAGCUGGUGACGGUGAUCCGGAGCGGCGUGAAGCCUCGCAAGGCCGUGAGGAUCCUGCUCAACAAGAAGACGGCGCAUUCCUUCGAACAAGUGCUGGCUGACAUCACGGAGGCCAUCAAACUGGACUCUGGAGCGGUGAAGAGGCUCUACACGCUGGAUGGAAAGCAGCUCACCUGCCUGCAGGACUUCUUCGGAGACGACGACGUGUUCAUGGCGUGCGGGCCGGAGAAGUUUCGAUACGCCCAGGACGACUUUGUGCUCACGCAUUCUGGGAAAACGGCGGCCUUCGUCAACGAGUGCAGGACCAAGUCGUCUCGACCAGCUGCUCCUCAGAAAACCCCCAAGACUCCCAGCGGCUCCGGCUUCUCCUCCUCUAAGACUCCUCCCAGAGGCCUGUCCAGGACCAAGUCACCGGGUUCAGCCAAUGAGGGCUCAGGAUCCCAGUCAGCUGCCAAGUCGAACAGAUCCAGCCCGUCUCCCACCAGCCCUGGGACACGACGCAACCUAAAGCAGAUCUCUCCUCGCCGGGCCUCCUCCACGGACGUGAACGGGGACGCCGAGCAGCCGGACGACGCCGAGGAAGUGAACGGAAACCGAUCCGUCUCCUCCUCCACCAUCAACGAGAAGUACAAGGUCGGAAAAGUGAUCGGCGAUGGGAACUUUGCCGUGGUGAAGGAGUGUGUGGAGAGAGCGACAGGACAGGAGUACGCUCUGAAGAUCAUCGACAAAGCUCGCUGCUGUGGGAAGGAGCACUUGAUAGAGAACGAGGUGGCGGUGCUGAGGAGGGUCCGACAUCCCAGCAUCAUCCAGUUAAUCGAAGUGGACGAGACGCCCAGUCAGCUGUUCCUGGUCAUGGAGCUCGUUAAGGGUGGCGACCUUUUUGACGCCAUCACCUCCUCCACCAAGUACAGCGAGCGCGACGCCAGCGCCAUGGUGUUCAACCUUGCCGGAGCCAUCAAGUACCUCCACCGGAUGAACAUCGUCCACAGAGACAUCAAACCAGAGAACCUGCUGGUGUGUGAGUAUCCGGACGGCACCAAGUCCCUGAAGCUGGGGGAUUUUGGGCUGGCUACUGUGGUGGAAGGUCCGCUGUACACCGUCUGCGGCACGCCGACCUAUGUCGCGCCGGAGAUCAUCGCUGAGACCGGUUAUGGUCUGAAGGUGGACAUCUGGGCCGCAGGAGUCAUCGCCUACAUCCUUCUCUGUGGUUUCCCUCCUUUCAGAAGUGAGAACAACGUCCAGGAGGAGCUGUUCGAUCAGAUCCUCAGAGGGAAGCUGGAGUUUCCGUCUCCAGACUGGGACGCCGUCAGCCUAUCGGCAAAGAUGCUGAUUAGCCAAAUGCUGCAGGUGAACGUGGACGCUCGCUUCACAGCCGAGGAGGUCCUCUCCCACCCCUGGGUGACGGACGAGGCACCGGGAGAGUCCAACACUGUGAGCGGCCCUGAAGAUCACGCCAGUGAAGACGCGCAGGAAUCAGACCGCGACUCUCCAGUCCUGGAGACCAAGCAAGUUCCCUCACCGCUGGUCUAGGUCGCAUCCCCCUUACAUUGUGAACCCCCCCCCCCCAACCCAAGACCACCAUCCAGCCUGGAGAGCAAGCCUUCACCCACUAAGAGCUAAAUAAUCUUCACCAAGUCGGCUCUUCAACAUCUCCGUUUACCUACUGGAAACCCAUCACCUUCAUGUUCUCUGACCUGCUCCGUCACAUCUUCUGGAAAGUAAAACUUUAAAAUCUACGCUGAUUUGAUAAAAGGUUCUCAGCUUCUGGAGCAAUCUAGAAAAGAUGCUCCCCAGCCGGUGACUGAAUACAUAUCAGGUGAUGUUUUUCCUCCGGGAGACCAGUCCACUUCCAUGGUGUCAGAUGUAAAAACUUGACCAGUCAGUGGUAGACGGGUAGAAAUCUGCUGAAUGCCCUUCAGUACCUCAAUCUUUCCCUCAGCUCUGGUCAGAAACAUCAUUUAGGUUUCAGAGUUUAUCGUUUAUCACGUCAUCUAAAUACACGGUGCUUAAAACCUGAACGCCACUGGAGUCCAGUAUCUCAGUUCUGGAGCAUUUUACACCAUAGCUUUUGAUUUUUAUUACAAUCUGAUCUAGGGCUGGUUUCUGUUUCCCUCAAAGGAAACUAAACAAAUACGCUCAAAUCUGUUGGGUUCAGUUCUCCCAAACCAGUUUGGAGCAUAGCCUUGAAUCUCUUUAAAGUCUGGAAUACAUUCCUUUACUUUACAGCAGACUUAACGAGCCUGCGUUAUUUUAGACCAACCCAAAGACAAUUUAUCAGUUUUCUCCAGGUUUUUCGUUCAACUGGUAACAGACCAGCUUCUCCAGUAUUAUAUCCAGCUAAUCUCCUGGAAACCGUCUCCGUCCUCUGGUCCAGAGCUGGUGCCAAUUCAUCUCCUGAAGGUUUUUGCACAAGGCCCCCGUCUCUGCUGCAGAUGGGCUCCGUUAAAAUGGCACUACUACGUUUUAUUUUCCAGAAAGACACUACCGAAGCCAACCCCCUGCUGCUUGAAGGACCAGCGUGAACGCGGGCACACCACGAAGGUGCUAUUGGACUCGUCUGAUUAGCAUGGCUGUACCUCUGAUAUGAAUGAAACCUCGGUUUCAUGGCUGUAGAAGGGAUCAGACGUUGGUAUGAUUCCAGGAAUACACGCAGCUGGGUCGUCAGAGCUGCUCCAGGUCAGGGAUAACCUUCGCUGAAGUUCCUGGUAAACCAGGAGGUCUUCCAUUCAUCUGAAGAUCUGCCCCGUUUUUUUUUUUUUUAAUUCUCCCCUGUCUUUCCUGUGCUGGCCCCCUGAAGAUUCAUGGCCAUCCACCUGCUGAGGAGGGAUUUCAGCACUGUGCCUGUUUGCGCUGCUGUUUUAUCCAUUCCUAACGUCUUUAAAUGUUCGCCCUUGGUUCCACCAGUCCAACCAGCCACCACCUUCUGCUUCUGUCUUCUUUACUUAGUCAUGAGUCUCAGUGUUUUGAUCUUUACAGACCUUUGCCAGAAUAUACCCGUCUCUUUAAAAAUGGAGCAGGAAUAGUGCAACAUCACUUAAAAUCUCUCCCCAGGAGGAACAUUUUUUUUUUACUUUUGUAUCUCUGUCAACUAAGGCUUGAGUUGAUUGAAGAAUGUUGGAAAAAGGAAGGAAGCGAGUGUUGUGCAAUCUGGGUUUUGGCUUAUAAUUAAGUUAUUAUAAGCUAGAACAUUUCUGAUGACCUUUAGGAAAGUAAAAGCCUAAAACUAGGCCCAGCUGCAUUACAUCUGUUUUCUUGCCACUCUCGCUGAAUCCCAUUUCUCAGCUAUCUUACCCAUAUUAAAUGGAAAAUGGCUUGUACAGUGCUUUAACUAGUCCAACGACCCCAAAACGCUCACGCUACAGUCAGUCAUUCACUCAUUCACACCCUGACGGUGGUGAGCUAUGUUAGUAGCCACAGCUAUAGCAUUUACGUCAGACGUUCACGACAAACCUUCUGCCGGUCUACAAAGGAACAUACAAGGUCGCUCUAGAUAUUGCUUCCACCUUGGAAAGGUUUACAGACAACCAGUCGCACACACAGUCACACCUAAGGCCAAUUUAGAGAGACCAAUUAACCUAACAGUCACACUUUUUGACUGAGGAAGCCGGAGUACCCAGAGAGAACCCACGCAUGCACAGAGAGAACCAAUUCCAUUAAGAAAGACCCCAUGCCAGGAUUUCAACCCAGGACCAUCCUGGUGCAAGACAACAGUGCUCUCCACUGUUCCAUUGCUCAGCCUAUUUAAUCAUAUUAAAUAAUAUAUCCCACGCUUAGUUUAUUAUUGAGCUCAUUGAAGAAAAAUCAUAAUAAAUUUAGUUUUAUUAAUUUUUUUUAGCUAUUAUUAAUUUCUUUUGGAUUUGAUUUUUCGCUGGUGUAGGAUGAUAAGUGUUGCACAUUUGAAAUACUAUAAUAUAUAAUGGUCCUUUUUCCAUCCUGCUGCUGAAUUUUAAUUAUUCGAAGAACAACGACAUAGUAAAAUGUAGUGAUUGUAGGAAAAAGUGAAAAACGCUGCAAAAAAGUGGGAAAACUCAGCAUCUAGAACAUUAAGGAGUUUUAAAGCAGAUCAUGUGUCGACCAAUGGGUAAAGAAGGGAAAUGGGAUUCAGCCUUAGGAUCAUCUUUAGCUUCUUGUCCAGGAGGUUCUGUCGUCUCGCUCUUCUUCACGUCCUCUCCUACUUUCUCCUACUUUUGAAUUCUUGAUCAACUGAGUGACAUUUCAUUUUUUACCAGAACAAUUCAAGCAUCGCUUCGAGGUUGCUGCCUGCAGGGGGACCGA